AUGAGCUCCCGGAGUAAACGUAUACUGGAAUUGUGUAACAACACACCACAUAAAGUACCAGUGGGGUAUAUGUCUAGCAAAAAAGACAAUGUCACUAUUACUACUCCGAAUAUCAGCGAAAAAGAAAACUUCAAUAUCUUAGAUCUACCAGUAGACAUAGUCAACGAGAGUUUUAUAGAAACGUUUGGUAUGAUUGAUGCAGAAAUUCUAGAAUCAGUUGAAACUACAAGUCUAGCAGUUCCGGAGUUUGACAAUAUGGAAAUUGUUCACGGAGAAGUUUCAGAAGUCGAAGGACUAUCUGAAGCUACAAACUUUGCAGAUCCAGAAUUCGAGUGUUCAGAUAUCGUUCAAAAUCAAACUCCAGGUGUUGAGGCAGCAGCUGAAAAUGCAGGACUCGAAGUUUCAGUACUUAAGGAGAUGGGUUGCCAAAAAGAUAGUGAAAUACAGUCAAAAGUCACGAAAUAUCGUGAAAAUAGUUUCAGCGACGAGGAAGUACAGGUACAACCACGAAAACGCUUAGCUGGUGGAAACUUAAAAAAAAUCAAUCAAGAUCUUCGAAUGAAAGGAAAGCAAUACGUAGGCUACAGAAGGCCAAAAAAUCAAACGAACACGUUUCACGAUGCACAAAGGGAACCGAGAAAACGAUCUUUAGGAUGUUCGUCACAAUUUUGUAUUAAGUCAUCAAAAAGAAAAUGCAAUGAGGUUGAUGAAAGUAUACGCCAAGAUAUUUUCAAAAAAUUCUGGUCUGAUUUAAACUGGGAGCAGAGAAAAACAUAUGUGGCAAGCUUGGUCAUGAAGAUACCAGUCAAGGAUAAAAAAAACAUGAUGAAUUUGGAAUCUAGACGCACUGGUACAUUGAAAUAUCAUUUGAAGGUAGGCUCAGUGAAUAUGCCUGUGUGUAAGAAAAUGUUUCUUUCAACAUUUGGACUGAGAGAAUGGCAAGUACUUCAUUGGGCUUAUGUUCAACAUUGUGAGAAGUCGAAUGAAAAGCCCAUGAGCCAAAAUUCCCUUACUAAGAUGGUGAAGAAACUGAAUAUUGCGUUGUAUCAGCCCAAAAAGGAUGCAUGUGACAUCUGCUGUCAAUAUGAAGAGAAAAACAUAUCUAAAGAAACUUGGAAAAUACAUCAAGCUGAAAAAGAGCGGGCAAGAGUGGAAAAAAGCAAAGAUAAAGAGGAAGCUUUGACAGCAUCAGCGUGCGCCAAAAACAACACCAAGAGGAACGCUACGGCAGCCCCCAUGUGUACAGCCGUCAGCGUUGGGCUGUGGGGCGGCUUCGUGGAUGGGCACAUCAUGAGCGGUCGAGGCGCUGGUGCGAUGGGCAGACGGAAGAAAAAGAAGACCGUUGGGCAGACGGAAAAACACCUUUGGGUUGAUGGUGGUGGACGAUAG
Acanthoscelides obtectus is the source of this 1389-nucleotide messenger RNA. Lineage: Eukaryota; Metazoa; Arthropoda; Insecta; Coleoptera; Chrysomelidae. The record is from the annotation of a GenBank genome assembly.